Messenger RNA from Cavia porcellus (domestic guinea pig), 1039 nucleotides. RefSeq names its product keratin-associated protein 9-4-like. The transcript has a single exon. Gene Ontology annotation, cellular component: keratin filament. The record is from RefSeq and is a predicted model, not a curated record. Lineage: Eukaryota; Metazoa; Chordata; Mammalia; Rodentia; Caviidae. The coding region runs from base 39 to 614 and encodes 191 amino acids.
UCACCUGUGACCAGGACCCGCCCUCCACACCUGACACCAUGUCCCACUCCUGCUGCUCCCCUUGCUGCCAGCCCACCUGCUGCAGGACCACCUGCUGCAAGACCACCUGCUGGAAACCAGCGUGCAUCACCAGCUGCUGCAGCGCCCCCUGCUGCCAGCCCAGCUGCUGUGGCCAAACCAGCUGUGGCUCCAGCUGCUGCCAGCCCUGCUGCCGCCCAUCCUGCUGUCAGACAACCUGCUGCACGACCUGCUUCAAGCCCAGCUGUGUGACCAGCUGCUGCAGCACCCCUAUCUGCCAGCCUAGGUGCUGCGUGUCCAGCUGCUGCCAGCCCAGCUGCUGCCAGCCCAGCUGCUGUCAGUCCAGCUGCUGCCAGCCCAGCUGCUGCCAGCCCAGCUGCUGUCAGUCCAGCUGCUGCCAGCCCAGCUGCUGCCAGCCCAGCUGCUGCCAGCCCAGCUGUUGCCAGCCUACCUGCUGCCAGCCCACCUGCUGCCAGCCGGCCUGCUCUGGACCUGUGUACUGCACCAGAACCUGCUACUAUCCUACCUGUGUCCGCCUGUGCAGUGGCCUCCCCGAGAGCUACGGAUCCGGCUGCUGCCAGCCCUGCAGCUGCUGACAAAUCUACCACAGCACCAUGACCGACCUUACACAGACCUCCCAAGUGCCAGCACCAUGGAACUCACCCUCCUCUCUCGGCUAAUUAUACACAGUCAUCCUACUGCCAGCACCGUCUGGCCAGUACACAGGAAGCUGGACCGGGGGGGACAAUCCCAGCCUCUGUGGGGUUCUCUUCACUCAGCCGCUGCUCAUCAGCCUCCGCUCCUCUCCUGGAUUCCUCCCUUCAGCUGUGACAAAGUGAUUGAGCUAAAGAAGCUGAGGAAACUCAUGACUCUCACACUAGGUCUUUGCAAAGUCAAGCUGUGAUAAGUUUGCUUCAAUGUACUCCGUAUUCUGUGACUUUCAUGACAACCUAAUGUGCUUUCCCCAUUCUAUCUUCUGUUCUCACUUGUCCUAAUAAAGUCCUAGCUGUUCCGCAUCCUA